Molecule: messenger RNA, 2271 nt
Organism: Drosophila kikkawai
Lineage: Eukaryota; Metazoa; Arthropoda; Insecta; Diptera; Drosophilidae
Gene: Hexo2
Product: Hexosaminidase 2
Biological process (GO): protein deglycosylation; ganglioside catabolic process; glycosaminoglycan metabolic process
Cellular component (GO): plasma membrane; lysosome
Molecular function (GO): beta-N-acetylglucosaminidase activity
Source: RefSeq, a predicted model, not a curated record
UUGUUGUUGCGCCCCACAGCCCACAACUGCAAGUGAAAUUUUCGCCCAGUUUCGUUUGUUUUAUUUGUCAGUUUCCUUUUCGAUUGGGUUCGGUUCGGUUUUGUUUUGCUCCGCUUUCCGAGAGCGCUGCAUGACUAAAUAAAAGCGAGCGGCGCAGCUGCGGAGCGCUUAGAAAGGAAGAUGCGGUUCAGCGGCUACAACCGUUAUCAUUGCUCCGUUUUCGCCUCCCUCUGCCUCUGCUUCGCAGUUGGGGCUGCGCUGACGCGGGCGGAUGAAGCCGACGUCAACAGCGCCAGCAGAAAGUGGCUGUGCAGUCUCACGGAUAUCUGUACCUCGGAGUCGGAACUGCUGCCGGGCGUGCACUACGAUCCCGCACGUUUUGAGAGCCAACGGGACUGUCGACUGUCCUGCGGUAAGUAUGGAGCCAUCUGGCCCAUGCCCACGGGUAAGGAGUGCACCAUAUCCAACGAUCGAGUGCGCUUUGAUCCGUGGAAGGUGCGAUUCCAUGUGGUGGCUCCCGGCGAGGCGGCUACCCAAUUUUUGAGGGAAACCAAUCGGCUUUUCGUCUCAAAUCUGCUAAAGGAAUGCACCCGAAACUGUACGCUGGAGAGCAGUAAGCAGAUUCUGGUUCGGGCCACGGUGGCCAACGAAACCUUGAUCCUGGACUGGGCCACCGAUGAGAGCUAUGCGUUGGUGGUGCGCACCACAGAAACGGCCACAUUUGUGGACAUCCAAGCGGGAACGGUGUACGGAGCACGUCAUGCCUUCGAGACUCUGACGAAUCUGGUCGCUGGCAGCGUGUCCAAUGGCCUGUUGAUGGUAUCAGCGGCCAAUAUUACCGAUCGUCCAGUCUAUCCGCACCGCGGCGUUCUCUUGGACACGGCUCGAAACUUUGUGCCUCUGAAAUUCCUAAGGAGUACGUUGGAUGCGAUGGCGGCCAGUAAGAUGAAUGUGCUCCACUGGCAUGUGGUGGAUACGCAUAGUUUCCCGCUGGAAAUCACCAGAGUGCCGGAAAUGCAACGCUAUGGAGCGUACUCCACGUCACAAACAUACUCCCGCCAGGAUGCACUCAAUCUGGUCAAGUAUGCCCGCCUCCGUGGUAUUCGUAUUCUCAUUGAGAUCGAUGGGCCAUCGCAUGCCGGCAAUGGAUGGCAAUGGGGACCGGCUGCCGGUCUGGGCAACAUGUCUGUGUGCCUGAAUCAAUCACCCUGGCGACGAUUCUGCGUCCAACCGCCAUGCGGACAACUGAAUCCCCUCAACGAUCACAUGUACGCCGUGAUGAAGGAGAUUUUCGAAGAUGUUGCUGAGCUGGGAGCACCGGAGGAAACCCUGCAUAUGGGCGGCGAUGAGGUGUUCCUGCCCUGCUGGAAUAACACCGAUGAGAUUCGGAACGGCAUGCGGGAGCGGGGCUACGAUCUCAGUGAACAGAGCUUCCUGCGCCUGUGGUCACAGUUCCAUCAGAAGAAUCUCAAUGCCUGGGACGAGAUUAACGAGCGCAUGUUUCCGGACAUUAAGGAGCCCAAGCCGGUGAUCAUCUGGUCGAGCCACCUCACCAAUCCCAAAUACAUUGAGGCCUAUUUGCCCAAGGAGCGGUUUAUAAUUCAAACCUGGGUGGAUUCAUCGGAUGCCCUCAACCGGGAGCUAUUGACGCGCGGCUAUCGCCUUAUAGUAUCCACAAAGAAUGCCUGGUAUCUGGAUCAUGGUUUCUGGGGCAGCACCUCCUAUUACAACUGGCGGACUGUCUACUCCAGUGGCCUGCCAGUGACCCGGAAUAAGGACCAGGUCCUUGGUGGCGAGGUGUGCAUGUGGAGCGAGUAUGUGGACCAAAAUUCAUUGGAAUCUCGCAUUUGGCCAAGGGCCGGAGCAGCCGCUGAACGUUUGUGGUCCGAUCCAAAAUCAUCGGCAUUUUUGGCCCAAAGGAGAUUCUAUCGGUACCGCGAGCGACUUUUGGCCCGCGGCAUUCAUGCCGAUGCGGUGACACCGCACUGGUGUGUCCUCCAUGAAGGCAUGUGCCUUUGAAAUGGUGACCACUGGCAGGCAGCACAGGAAUUCUGGGUUCCCUGGAUCCUGCUGCAGAUCAAGCUUUAGCUCCAGCAACCAGCACUGUGUACAUACAUGCCCUUAUAUAUAUACAUAUUUUAUUCAUCAGUUAUCUACCUUAUAAAGAUUGUGUUCUCUUUUUUGGAAGAAAUUAAAUGAAAUAUUUCUUUUCUAGAGUGAUUUGUUCCUUCUAAACUCUAAUUUGCUAUUAAAAACAAUCAGUAAAAGUUA